AUGAGCGAUUACUUGGUAAAGGCGGUACUGGCUUUGUAUAUAAGUACCAACAACGAGAUUUUAAAACAGGGUGUGGAGCAAAGUGGGGAGAUAAUCGCAGUGAAGAGGCUUAUGCCAUCAAUGGUGGGCGCUCAGAGUUUAUUUGAGAAUGAGGUUCAUCAUCUUAUGAGGCUUAGGCACCCAAAUAUUGUGCGACUUACGGGCUAUUGCUAUGAAACAAAGAAAUUUAUUUUAGAAUACAAAGGGAAAAAUGUUUUUGGUGAGAGGCCAGAAAUGUUACUUUGCUUGGAGUAUCUCCCUAAAGGUAGCCUUGAUGGUUAUAUUUCAGAUGGAUCUUCCCAACUUGAUUGGCACACGUGCUACAAAAUAAUUGAGGGGAUUUGCAAUGGUUUGCACUACCUUCAUGAGCAAAUUGACAAGUCUGUUCUUCACUUGGACCUUAAGCCUGCGAACGUAUUGCUUGAUAACAAUUUGGCACCAAAACUUACAGAUUUUGGGCUGUCAAAACUGCUUGAUCAAUAUCAAACUAUGUUCACUCCAAAUCGUUUUGGUACAUUAGGCUACAUGGCACCAGAAUACAUCGAUGAAGGUACAAUCACACCUAAGACAGACAUAUUUAGUUUCGGUGUGAUAAUCAUGGAGCUAAUAACGGGACACAGGGACUACCCAAGUGUUGCUGGAACAUCUUCCGAUGGCUUUAUUGAGCUUGCACUUAAAAAAUGGAGAAACACACUGGAGAAAGCACAGGGGUACACAAAGAUAGAAGUAGAUUGCCAACAAAUAAAACGAUGCAUUCAAAUAGGUCUAAUCUGCGUUAAUCCUGAGUGCUCCAAAAGGCCUACAACAGCAAAAAUUAUCAAGAUGCUUAAAGGACUAGAAAUUUCAGAUUGUAGGAUUAGCAAUGAGGCAACGUCAUCAGCACAUCAGACUUCAAAUGGGGUUAGUGAACAAGGAAAACCACAUCCAAAAAAUACACUAUGUAUUGAGAUUUCGGAGGAAGCUGAUAGACAGGAUCUAGCAUUGGUCUCUCUUGCAAUUGCUGGUGACUGUCUAUGUGGAAACUUGAAGUUGUUGUACCUGAAAAACGGAGAACACAUUUCUCCACAGGCAUCCAUCGUCCGCAUCGUUGUCCCAGGCUCUCCCGCUGGUACUGAACUUCAUGUGGACCCCUACAUGCUCUCCAUGCGGAGUCCCUACCUUCGUGCGAUCUUUGCCCGCCACAACAAUCAUUAUGGUGCAUCUGGGGGCAGUGCGGAGGGCAACAGGAUGGACCUCCAAGAAUUUCUAGGCAAGGAAGUGAAGGUCGAGUAUGAUGCGCUGUUACUGGUACUCUUGUACCUGUACAGUGGCCGUGUCGGAGACCUUCCCGAGUCGGCGUACAUAUGUGCCGACGAGAACGGUUGUGCGCACCUCGGCUGCCACCCCACCGUCUCCUUCAAGGUGCAGGUUCUCUUUGUUGCCUUCACCUUCCAGGUCCCCGAGCUGACCAGCCUCUUCCAGCGGGAUCUCUUUGAUGUCCUUCAUAAGGUUGAAGUGGAUAACCUUCCACUGAUCUUGUCUGUUGCAAACUUAUGCAAAAAAUCUUGCCGGAAACUGCUCGAGAGAUGCCUUGAGAUGGUAGUCCAGUCAAAUCUUGACAUGAUUACUCUUGAGAAAGUAUUGCCUCCAGAUGUUGUUAAGCAAAUUACUGACUUACGGCUAAGUUUUGGAUUAGCUUCAUCCGAGGACAUGGGCUUUCCUAACAAACAUGUAAGAAGGAUACUCAGAGCUCUUGAUUCCAAUGAUGUGGAGCUAGUAAGGAUUCUGAUCAAGAAAGGGCAGACCAAUCUUGAUGAUGCAUUUGCGCUCCAUUAUGCUGUAGAACACUGUGACUCAAAAAUUACAACAGAACUUCUGGACAUCGCACUUGCAGAUGUUAGUCUCAGAAACCCAAGAGGUUACACUGUUCUUCACAUUGCCGCCAGACGGAAGGAUCCUAAAAUCAUUGUCUCCCUUUUAACCAAAGGUGCUCGGCCUUCCGAUUUUACACUUGAUGGAAGAAAAGCAGUUCAAAUCUCAAAGAGACUCACAAAACAUGGGGAUUAUUUUGGGAGUACUGAAGCAGGAAAGCCGUCUCCCAAGGAUAAAUUAUGCAUUAAGAUACUGGAGCAAGCUGAAAGAAGGGAUCCACAACUUGGAGAAGCGUCGGUUUCUCUUGCAUUGGCUGGUGACUGUCUUCUUGGGAAGUUAUUGUACCUUGAAAACCGAGAUACGCUCCUGAAGGUUUUCAGCGAGGACAAGGAGGAGUUUGCCAGAACGACAGCCCUUUCAUCUUCCUCAUCGUCGACGUCCCUCAGCAAGGAAUUUGACAGGUGCCGGCCAAUCGCACAGAGCAGUAUGAGUGUGCAGAUCUCCAUUCCCCAGUCCUUGCCUCUUCUUCUCCUUCUCUCCGGAUCUCUCUCACGGCGAUUUGGGGGCGGCGGCGCCAUGGUUCGGAGCUGGAGCGCGUCAGCGAGCUCUUCCUGGCCGCCUUCCUCUGACCCUGAGAGAGGGUCACAUGGAUCUUGUGACUGCUAUCACUGGAUAGAUGAAUAUUUGGAUCUUGUUUUGUGCCAUGGUUAUAAUAUUCCUGAAGAGGAGGUGGAGUACAUUGCAAUGAUUUCCAAGCCCUAUCUAGACAGGGAGAUGACAACCAAAGGAACGAAGCCAAACAUUCGUGCUAGUUUCAUAGAGAAAGAUAGCAGGGUAGAAAGUGUGGUCAAGAAGAUUAGCAACAUUCCUGGAAAUCAGAUGAGCCAGAUUGCUGAAGAUAUCAAGCUUCAGUUGGAUCUUGUUGUAGGCAUAGGUUGGAAGAUUCUGCUUGUUUGUACCAUGAUUCUUGCCGUGAACUUGUAUGCUGUUGUAAUGAAGUAG
Molecule: messenger RNA, 2892 nt
Organism: Triticum turgidum subsp. durum (durum wheat)
Lineage: Eukaryota; Viridiplantae; Streptophyta; Magnoliopsida; Poales; Poaceae
Source: the annotation of a GenBank genome assembly